Messenger RNA from Nannospalax galili (Upper Galilee mountains blind mole rat), 3988 nucleotides. RefSeq names its product trafficking protein particle complex 9 (gene Trappc9). Lineage: Eukaryota; Metazoa; Chordata; Mammalia; Rodentia; Spalacidae. The transcript has 23 exons. The record is from RefSeq and is a predicted model, not a curated record. Gene Ontology annotation, cellular component: trans-Golgi network. Bases 164 to 3610 code for a protein of 1148 amino acids.
CCGGGCUGGAUCUCGGCCUGGACUCCGCGCACGCGCAGGGAAGGCACAGGCUCGGCCGCGGGUCGGAGGUUCCUGGGAUCCUAGAGCUGCGGCCCCGCCGCUUCGUCCCGCCUCUCGCCAGGCCUCCGCUCCAGCUCUGGGCCGGUGGCGCAGAGCCGUCAGGAUGAGCGUCCCCGACUACAUGCAGUGUGCCGAGGACCACCAGACCCUCCUGGUGGUGGUGCAGCCUGUGGGCAUCGUAUCGGAGGAGAACUUCUUCAGGAUCUACAGGAGGAUCUGUGCGGUGAGCCAGCUCAGCGUGCGUGACUCGCAGCGCGCGCUCUUCAUCCGCUACCGCCACCACUACCCACCCGAGAACAACGAGUGGGGAGACCUGCAGACGCACCGCAAGGUGGUGGGCCUCAUCACCAUCACCGACUGCUUCUCGGCCAAGGACUGGCCGCAGACCUUCGAGAAGUUCCAUGUGCAGAAGGAGAUCUAUGGCGCCACGCUCUAUGACUCGCGCCUCUUCGUCUUCGGCUUGCAGGGGGAUGUGGCGGAGCAGCCGCGCCCUGACGUGGCCUUCUACCCCAGCUACGAGGACUGCGACUCGGUGGAGAAGCGCAUCGAGGACUUCAUCGAGUCCCUGUUCAUCGUGCUGGAGUCCAAGCGCCUGGACAGAGCCACCGACAAAUCCGGGGACAAGAUCCCCCUUCUGUGUGUCCCCUUUGAGAAGAAGGACUUCGUGGGACUGGACACGGAUAGUAGACAUUACAAGAAGCGGUGCCAAGGACGCAUGCGGAAGCACGUGGGGGACCUGUGCCUCCAGGCUGGGAUGCUGCAGGAUGCCCUGGUGCACUACCACAUGUCUGUGGAGCUUCUCCGCUCAGUGAACGACUUUCUGUGGCUAGGGGCUGCCCUGGAAGGGCUGUGCUCUGCUUCCGUCAUCCACCACUAUCCUGGCGGAACCGGUGGCAAGACUGGGGCUCGGAGGCUCCAAGGCAGCUCACUUCCCUCAGAAGCAGCGAACAGACACCGGCCAGGGGCACAGGAAGUUCUCAUUGACCCAGGUGCCCUCACCACCAACGGCAUAAACCCUGACACCAGCACUGAGAUUGGGCGGACCAAGAACUGCCUCAGCCCCGAGGACAUAAUUGACAAAUACAAAGAGGCCAUUUCCUAUUACAGCAAGUAUAAGAAUGCAGGGGUGAUUGAGCUGGAAGCCUGUGUGAAGGCCGUGCGGGUCCUGGCUAUUCAGAAGCGCGGCAUGGAAGCUUCAGAGUUUCUGCAGAAUGCUGUAUACAUCAACCUCCGGCAGCUUUCUGAAGAGGAAAAAAUUCAGCGCUACAGCAUCCUGUCAGAGCUCUACGAGCUGAUCGGCUUCCACCGUAAGUCCGCCUUCUUCAAGCGCGUGGCGGCCAUGCAGUGUGUGGCCCCGAGCAUCGCAGAGCCAGGCUGGAGGGCCUGUUACAAGCUCCUCUUGGAGACGCUGCCUGGCUACAGUCUGUCGCUAGACCCCAAGGACUUCAACAAAGGCACACACCGAGGUUGGGCUGCUGUGCAGAUGCGCCUGCUGCAUGAGCUGGUCUACGCCUCCCGCAGGAUGGGGAACCCUGCGCUGUCUGUGCGGCACCUGUCCUUCCUCCUGCAGACCAUGCUGGAUUUCCUCUCGGAUCAGGAAAAGAAAGACGUGACUCAAAGCCUGGAGAACUACACAUCCAAAUGUCCUGGGACGAUGGAGCUCAUCACUCUACCAGAUGGCCUCACACUGCCCCCGGUGCCUUUCACCAAGCUGCCCAUCGUCAGGUGUGUGAAACUGUUGAGCCUCCCUGCCAGCCUCCGGCCACAGAAGGUGAAAAGCUUGCUGGGGCAGAACAUGUCCAUCAAGAGCCCCUUCAUCUAUUCACCAAUCAUCGCGCAUACCCGUGGAGAGGAGCACGGCAAGAAAAUCGAUUUCCAGUGGGUUCAAGGAGACGUGUGUGAGGUUCAGCUAAUGGUCUACAACCCAAUGCCGUUCGAGCUCCGCGUGGAGAACAUGGGGCUCCUCACCAGCGGAGUGGAGUUCGAGUCUCUUCCUGCAGCACUCUCCCUUCCCGCGGAGUCUGGUCUUUACCCGGUGACCCUGGUCGGGGUCCCCCAGACGACAGGAAUGAUCACUGUGAAUGGUUACCACACCACCGUCUUUGGGGUCUUCAGCGACUGCCUUCUGGACAACCUCCCAGGAGUGAAAACCAGCGGGUCCACUGUGGAGGUCAUUCCAGCCUUGCCCAGACUACAGAUCAGUACAUCCCUUCCCAGGUCCGCACAUUCAUUGCAACCUUCCUCUGGUGAUGAGAUAUCUACUAAUGUAUCUGUCCAGCUUUACAAUGGAGAAACUCAGCAGCUCACCAUCACCUUGGAGAACAUUGGACUGGAGCCACUGGAGCAGCUGGAAGUCACUUCAAAGCUUCUCACCACCAAGGAAAAGCUGUAUGGAGACCUCUUGAGCUGGAGGCUGGAGGAAACGCUGGUCCAGUUCCCGCUGCAGCCUGGGAAGGUGGCCAUUUUCACCAUCAACAUCAAAGCAAAGCUUGACUUCUCCUGCCAGGAGAACCUCCUCCAGGACCUUAGUGACGAUGGAAUCAGCGUGAGCGGCUUUCCUCUGUCCAGUCCUUUCCGCCAGGUCGUCCGGCCUCGAGUGGAGAACAGACCCACGAACCCUGCUGAGAGCAGCAAGACGGGGGACCUCAGCCAUCUCAAGACUCUCGAAGCUAUCUUGAACUUCAAGUACUCUGGAGGCCCAGGCCAGGUGGACGGAUAUUACAGGAACCUGGCUCUGGGACUGCACGUGGAAGUGGAGCCCUCCGUAUUUUUCACUCGAGUUAGCACGCUCCCUGCAACCAGCACCCGGCAGUGCCACCUGCUUCUCGACGUCUUCAACUCCACAGAGCACGAGCUGACAGUCUGUGCCAGGAGCAAUGCGGAGCUUGUCUUGCAUGCCGGAGAGUGCCAGAGAUUGGCUAUUCAAGUGGACAAGUUCGACUUUGAGAGUGUCCCAGAACCCCCUGGAGAGAAGGGCCAGUUUGCAAGUCCCAAGCAGCUGGAAGAGGAGAGGCAGGAGGCGUGUGGCCUGGAGAUCAGCAGCAAACUGGACAUUCGCUGGAGAAUCCCCUCUCUGAAGCGCAGCGGCGAGGCGAGCGUGGAGGGGCUCCUGAACCAGCUGGUCCUGGAACACUUGCAGCUGGCUCCUCUGCAGUGGGAUGUGCUGGUGGAUGGACAGCUAUGUGACUGCGAGGUGGCUACUGCCUGCCAGGUUGGUGACCCUGUGUCCCUGGAGGUGCGUCUGACUAACCGGAGCCCUCGCAGCGUGGGGCCCUUUGCCCUCACCGUGGUCCCUUUCCAAGACCACCAGAACGGCGUGCAUAACUACAACCUGCAUGAUGUCAUCUCCUUCGUGGGCUCCAGCACCUUCUAUCUGGAUGCGGUGCAGCCAUCAGGCCAGUCAGCCUGCCUGGGGGCCCUCCUUUUCCUCUACACUGGGGACUUCUUCCUCCAUAUCCGGUUCCACGAGGACAGCAAGAGCAAGGAGCUGCCGCCUUCCUGGUUCUGCCUACCCAGCGUGCACCUGCGCGCCCUGGAGGCACAGGCCUGAGCCGCUCACUCUAAAGGCUCCUGCCAUACCCAACUUUUCCUAUCUGCUCCCAGGAGUUCCCCUGCUGUGUGCUCUGUUCUUGACCCCCCUCACACCCAGUGCAGGCCUGGGUCCCUGUCCCUGUCCCCUGGCCAGUGCUGUGGAUGGUCCUCCCUGAUCUGCCACCUCCCUUUGGCCUUAGAAAUGACAGCCAGUGUGAGGCCCAUUUCGGCCUUUGAUUCUCCUGAGAACUGCUCUCUCUAGGAGCACCGUUGGCAGCUCGGAUAGCUUGGGUGACCAGGGUGAGCAGGUAUUCAAGUGUUCCCCACCCAUCUGGGUGCUGGGCUCCAGGUCUGUGUGUUUGUGUUGCCGCAUCUUCCAGUAAAAGGCCUUGCUCUA